Metopolophium dirhodum (rose-grain aphid) is the source of this 3905-nucleotide messenger RNA. RefSeq lists its product as uncharacterized. The record is from RefSeq and is a predicted model, not a curated record. Lineage: Eukaryota; Metazoa; Arthropoda; Insecta; Hemiptera; Aphididae. The transcript has 7 exons. Bases 708 to 2264 code for a protein of 518 amino acids.
ACAUAUUUUAUGGGCACAGCGGAUCGACCGCCUUAUUAGAGGAGGGCGCCUCGACGGCCGGCCGGUCGUCUCCGAAGUCUCGUCGUUUCCCGCCGCAACACAAGCCGGUCAGUCGUCAACAGCGCCGCACGUCGUUAAUUUGUUUUUAUUCACCCGCUCGCGCACACACGCACGUGAACAUUUUAAAUUCACGAACCUGUAAAAUUGUAAAUUAAAAACGCAUCGACACCAAAAUAUAGUGAUAUUGCCGUCGCAUAAUAUAAUAUUGUUAUUGUCGGGCAGUGGACCGCGCAACGAUCCGUUUUCGAUAUUUUUUGACAUAGAUUCCAUAUUUCAUUCUAAUCGCAUUACUAUUGGUUUCGGUUUUUGUUGUAAGUUCGAACCGAAAACGUCCCUCCGAGUGCGGUCCGUGAAUCCAACAUCCGCACGCGUACUGCUGCAGACCAUAAUUAUUCCGACCAAGUGUCGCACGACUUCGAAACCAGCCGCUGUAGGUAUUAUAUAUUAUAUACCUGUAAACACGCGUGAGUCGUUAGCGUGGUCCAUCACCCACUGACUUCAAACCGACAUCGAGCAAACGGCGCCGUCGACGACGACAUGACGACAUCUGCGGCCUGACCCGCCAACCACUUCAGCCGAUCGUCCGUCCGACAGCAAGAACAGCGACGACACUGACACAGCAACGGACUAACAUACUCCGCUCCACGAUGAAUCGGUACACUUGCGCGGCCGUUCUGACGGUGGCCGUUGCGCUAUGCUGCGCUGUGGCCGUCACCGGAUCCGAAGAGUCAGCGGCUGCGACCGCCCGGACGACCAUGACAAUGACGACGACGGACGACGGCCACGGUCAGCUGAUAGACACGGUGGACGGGGUGUUGGACGCGGCUGACUCGUAUCAGCUGGUGCCCGGCGUCCGGAUCAAGCGGUCCGCCGAGGAUACCGCCGAUGCCACGGCCGUUUCUCAAGCCGACCGUGAUCGCGAUCCCGAGAAAUACCUGAUCGACAGGCUGGCCCGUUUCGUCGGCACGCAUGUUCUGGACGUCGAUUUUGCCGAGGUGUUCCAGACAUCUGGCAGGGCGUUCAUCAACCUCCAUCAUCUGCCUAGAUUUAACUUUGGCAAGAAUUCGUUUUUGACCGGUUUUGGAUUGGGUUUUUUGGCGUUUGGCUUGAAGAAAUUAUUGCUGCCAAUCAUCAUCGGAGUACAGAUCUUCAAAUCCGUCGCACUUGCCGCUCUGUUACCGACACUGUUGGGUAGCGUCGGAAAAGUGGUUUCAAAAGGCGUGUCGAACUUCGCGUCGAGUUCAUCGCACUUUGGGCCCAGCGCUGGUUCAGAUGGUUUGAGUGACUUUGAAUUUAAAGACCAACAACAACCAAACAUCGGCCUGGGUUAUGACACGGCUGGCGCCGCUGACACAUCGGGUUCGGAAACGGGUUACCAGAGUAUUUGGACGUAUCCGCCGGAUAACAAUGUGAAUGCGAUCACCGCGAGCUACGGAAGCAGCAACAGGUAUCCGCUGAAAUACGGCCAGAAUAGCGUAUCCGCCACCAAGCUGCAGUCGGGCAACUAUUACACCAAGGACAAGACCGAGGACUUUAAGGUGUUCCACACGAUACCUGCCAGUUCACACCUGUUGGCCAACUACGAUCCGUUUUACAGUCCACUGUUGUCCAGGAUCGACACAGUGUACAAGCAGCUCGGGUACACGACGGAACCUUGCCGGGAACGGUUGGUGUGCCAGAUGUACAAGAACCCAGCCAAAUUCGCACCGUACAGCAAUCUCGUCUCGGCGCAGCUCAGCAGAGAGCUAAACGAAUUGCGCAAACCAUCGUCCGAGAACCCGGAGAUAUUGCGAUUUUUCAAGUACAUGAAAGCCGCCAAAGACGGUCAAGACAACAAAGACUGCGAGAUGAUUUUCUCGUCAUGCGCGUCCCAAAGGUCGCCAGACGAUUCGGUGCCCAUGAUGACCACUUACAACGAGAUCAACAAACUGGUACAGGCCCGAAACGCUAAGAAACUGGCGGAAUCAUCCACAGUCUCCGACGGGGUGAAGUCGGAAUCGGCCACUGUUUCCGACGGGGUGAAGUCGGAAUCGGCCACUGUCUCCGACGGGGUGAAGUCAGUAUCGUCUACCGUCGCAGACGGCGUAAAGUCGGGAUCGUCUACAGUCGCAGAGGACGUAAAGUCGGAAUCGUCCACAGUCGCAGACGACGUAAAGUCGGUAUCUUCUACCACCACCGACGUGGAGUCGGUAUUGACACAUUGAAGUGAGUGAUGAAUAGACGACGGUUUUUUCGAUCCAUGACGCAGCGUGGCAGCAUAUAUUCAAAGUCAUUAGGAAAUAUAUACGAUACCUCGUCUAGCUCAACAUAGUUUUAUAGUUGUAGUUAUUUUGUAUAGUUACGGUUAUAGUUAGUAUGCGGAAUGCGCACAUAUAAUCGUAGGAUGAUAGUUAUUUAUUGAACGCACGGUAUACUGUUAUAAUAUUAUGUUAUCGGUGUAACGCGUGAGUCGUAUUUUUAUCAUAAUAAUAAUAAUAAUAAUUUAUUGUGUACUAUACUCCGUAAACAUAAUAUUUCGAUAAUUUGUCAUAGUUUUCGCUCCUAGUCGAAUUGGAUGCAUAAAAAUAUCAUAAUACUAUUAUAAUAUUCUAUGUUCGAUCGAAACACGCAGAGUAUCAGCGGAGUACUGGAAUCGUCGCACCUUUGACAAAUUCAUCGAAUUUUAUGUUUUCGAUACCUAUUAUUAUAUAUAUAGUUUACUGCCUAAAUCGUUUUUUGAUUUGGACACGUCUGUCGAAUUCAUCUCAAGUUCAGAUGAAAUACGAAAAACGUAUUUUGAGUCCCAUCCUUGGCACCUCUAUUUAUUUAUUAACUAAUUAUUUAUUCAUUUAUUUAUUUAUUUAUUCGAUUUUGGGUUGCUCAACUCGAAGCGUGGAAAGGAAGUACUUACGUGGAAAAACGUUUUCGAAACUGUUUAAAAUAUUAUUUAUGAUAUCGAUACAAUUAUUAUGUAAAUACAUCGAUGUUGCUUAUAUUAUGAUACCUUAUAUUAUUGGUUUAUAAUAAAUUAAUAAACAGUAUUCCUAGUUUUUAUACGAAAAACAUUUCAAGACGUUACAAAGAUUUUCAAAUACCUAGGUACAUCAUAUUAUACUGAACUCCCAAUAAUAAUUAUAAGCUAUAUAUUUUAUACGCGAUGUUGAGUUCAAAACAAUCGUGUCUACCGUAACAACUAUAAUAUAGGUAUUCGUAUUACACAGAUCUACAUUAUAAUAAUAAUUGCGUGAUAUGAUAUUAUUUGUUAUCAGUAAAAUUAAGUGCUUAAUACAUUUAUAUCAGUGAUAUUAUUAUAAUAUUAGUUAUUUAACUUUAUAUUGUAUUACAUCUUAAUUUACAGAGCAUGAAAGAUCCUAGUUAUUUUACUUUACAGGUCUAAUAUACUGAUGACUUAAUAGUGAUUUUGGCCUCAGAUAAUAAUCGUAUCAUCCACGCGUGUAUUUAUAUUAUAAUGUAAUAUUUUAUUGUUUUAAAUCAAUAUUAUUAUUAAUAUUAAUAUAUUUAUUUUGUUUUAUAAUUUUGUAAACACCAAACACACAUGAUGUAUAGCCAUACAAUGUAGAUAGAGUAUAACAUAGAAUAAUACAUGAUAGUUGUGUAUUUAUUGAUGUAUUGAGUACACAACUAUGCAUUAUUAUUAUUAGUAUUAUUAUAGUCAGUAUUUUGUAAUUUAUUUGUGCACUAAUCAAACGCAGUUGUUUUUAAAAUCAUGUUUUUUUAAUCGAAUUUAUAUUUUUUUAUAUCUUUUCGUUAAGCAUCUGUACCUUCAAAACACUUCCAUUGUUAGCUCUUAAUAUAAAAACUUUAAAUUUAAAAAUAUUUUUAUUAAUAAAUUGUGUAUCAAUAUA